Molecule: messenger RNA, 677 nt
Organism: Coffea arabica (coffee)
Lineage: Eukaryota; Viridiplantae; Streptophyta; Magnoliopsida; Gentianales; Rubiaceae
Source: RefSeq, a predicted model, not a curated record
GUCUGAGUCAAAAAAAUAUUAGAGAAUCAAAUAACGUCGUACACGCUAGCAACUCAGAACGAACGCUAUCCUUGGGAUAAGAUGAGAUGAGAAUUACCAGCCAAUACUUUCCGCCAAGUCACACACCUCACAGAGCCAUUCCGAUUCCGGACCCCCUUUCUCCAACCAAAUAUAUAAAUAGAAAGAUCAAAGAACCGUUCGUGUUUAUCUGUGAGAAGCAAACUGAGGAUUUUGGAUGGAUGGAUGGGAUUCAGCAGGUAGCGCUUCCUGUACUUGGAAUUCUUGCAGCUGCUGCUAUUACCUUCUAUGCCGUGAGCUUCGCCGAGCUUAGAGAGAAAUCUUUCAGGGACUUGGAAGACGACUCUGGUAAUGGAGGCUUCGAGUCAUCCUUGAGCUCUAGAAAGAGGCGGGCAAGGAGGGCGGCUGAUAAAGACGCCAAGCCUUAGAAGAGAUCCAAUUCAAUUCCUCUGGUAAUGCCAGGCAUCAUCUCAUCCGUGUGUUGUUUAUUCAUUUCCUACAAUGGGGGUAGUAUCCCCUUUUUUGUCUUAAAAUUAUGGCAUUGUUAUGAAUUUGCACCGUCACACCAACCUUCUGAUGAUGAAUAUGAUCAUCGCUUUUAUUAUCCUGGUUAACCGAUCCAAAAUAUCCUGUUCAAAAAUCAAAGGGUUUGUUCUCCA